UGGCUGCCACUCUCUACGCUUCGCCUGAUAUCCCUGUCGUGAAACCACUAGUGCCAGCAUGGAGAGCCGCACUACGAUCGACAGCCUUAGUAACGAGCUUCUGAAAAGGAUUUUGUGGCACUCACUGCCCGCCUCUCGGGAGGCCUGCUUGGACCGCCUUAGGGACUCGCUGGAUCCAGAUCUGAAAGCCGUCAACAAAUGGCGAUCAGCAGUGCGUUACAGCAACGAGUUCGUGACGCCUAUCGCCACCCCGCCUCCGUCCGCAGGCGCCGCUUUGUGUCUUUUGUACGCGUCGGUCUGCCGUCGCUGGCGGGCCCUCGCGAAGGACCGCGUGACCACGCUUCUGGUCGAAGAGAACCUCGCCGUGUGCAAGGAAGACCUCGCAGCUGCCUGUUCCUGUUUUCGGAACCUAACGCACUUGCAUCUGAGCGACGGCAGCGUGGGUACGCUGGGCGAUGGCUUCCUCUCGCACCUCGCCUCUAAAUGCUCUCAGCUGACGGCUCUGCAUGUGGGAUGGCGGUUCCGGGGCAGGGACAAUGGUGUCGCCAUGCAAGAGCACUUAAUAACGCCCAACGGUUUGGACGAGCUCUUCCAGAAGUGCACGGGACUUCAGCAGCUCUCCAUCUUCCGUACCCUCAAGGAUGGAGAUUUACGCGCUUCAUUCUUCCAGCUGACGCAGCUGCACACGCUCCUCCUCACGGAUGCUGCUGCUUUGGAGAACCCGGAUUCCAGAAACCUGGCUUGCCUAACCACCCUGUACAUCGGCUUUCCAUGGCGGCCUCAGCACCUUGCCGCCCUCGCGCACCUCCCAAGGCUCGCGCGCCUUCUCUUCUGCACUGAGUCCCAGAACAGCCAGCCUUUGUCCUCUCCUAGCGUGGUGCUGCCGCCCUCCCUGCAGUGGCUGGACUUCCUAAAACCCUCUCCGCAGCUCGACUCCAUCCUUCCCCCAGGACCCCCCUGCACGCGCCUGCAGGAGCUGCUCCUCUUCAGCUGCAAACGGCUCCACCGCCUUCCGAGCCGCCUGGGAGAGCUGCUGCCAUGCCUGCGCAAGCUCACCCUUAGCAGCUGCGACUCCUUGUCGGAGCUACCUGGCGACUUCCACUCGCUCACCCGCCUCGAAAGUCUCAUAAUCUCGGCACGUAACAUUUCCACCCUGCCUCCCCGUUUUGGUCGGCUGCCGGCGCUCAGGGUUCUGUCACUGGAGACCCACUCUCUCACAGCCCUCCCAGACUCCUUCUGCCUCCUCUCCUCUCUGCGGUUGCUCGACCUGAUCUGCUGCAUCAAUAUCUCUCAGCUGCCAGCGGAUUUCUCCCGCCUCGCUGCUCUCGAGGCGCUUGACAUGAGCCUUGCACACCACUUGGUGCUUCCAGAGAGUUUUGGAGAGCUCUCUGGUCUUCAGUAUUUACGCUUGUCCGACUAUCACCAAGAGUCCCUCCCACACUCGUUCACCCGCCUGUCGUCGCUGACCGAUCUUGAGUUCUGUGAAUGCAUGUUCAGGGAUCUUCCUGAUGGCGUGCAAGCGCUGCAGAGCUUGCGGGAAGUGCGAUUCUUUAACUGCCCUUACCUCGAGGUGCUGCCGGGGUCUCUUGCGGGAUUCACCCGCCUUGAAUCGCUUUUGUAUCGAGCUGAUUCUGGAGAGGUGGAUAUGCCUUUUGAGCUGUCGUUAGUGCCACAGCAGUGGGAUAGUCUCGAGAAGCUCAAGGAGCUGGAGCUGUCGGGAUGUAGGCUCUUCGCUCAGCUCUCUGAAAUGCACCUGCCAUCAUCACUGGAGGUUCUAAGUCUGGGAGACGGCCAUUAUGCAACUGCGCUUCCUGACCUCUCCCUGCUGCCGAAUCUGACGCAUCUGACAUUGGAACUGCCUGAGCAGGAACGUCGGGGGGCGGUUAGCGGUUUGACUCGGCUGGAGUAUUUAUGCCUGCUAAUGGACAGUGACGUUGUAGAGGUCCCAUUUCCCUUGGGAUUCCCACUCCUGAAGAAGCUGACGAUCUUUGGAAACGGGCUGAGGCGGCUUCCAGAAGACAUAGGCGCAACGCUGCCGCAACUGCAGCACCUGAAGGUUCAGUCCUCUUCGCUGGAGGAGCUGCCUGAAAGCAUUGCUGAAAUGCAGAAUCUUGUGUCGCUGAGGGUUGAUGCAUCACAGUCUAAAAAUUUGGCUGCUGUGCCUGCUGGCAUCAGCUCCUUGCCCCGCCUGCGCAUGCUGCGCGUGGCUGGAAGCGGGCGAGUGCUGCACGAACAGUUUUGAGCUGCCGUGCAUUGGAAUCUAGCUGGUAGAUUGAUUCCAAAAAAUCCUCUUAACUUUCCUGAGCAUGCUAACUCUUUCUGUCCUUGUGUACAUGUACUGUUUUCCGUAGGAGCUCUCCUUCCAUGUGCAAUCAUUUCAUGCGGCAGGUGUGAUUGAUUUCAUUGUGGUCAAGUUGUGUAUAAUGAGAAAGCACUAGUGUUUGGUUGCCUCAAACCUAACAAUUCAG
Messenger RNA from Closterium sp. NIES-67, 2468 nucleotides. Lineage: Eukaryota; Viridiplantae; Streptophyta; Zygnematophyceae; Desmidiales; Closteriaceae. The record is from the annotation of a GenBank genome assembly.